Kwoniella mangroviensis CBS 8507 is the source of this 327-nucleotide messenger RNA. RefSeq lists its product as uncharacterized. Gene Ontology annotation, cellular component: respiratory chain complex IV; mitochondrion. The record is from RefSeq and is a predicted model, not a curated record. NCBI's taxonomy places the organism in Eukaryota, Fungi, Basidiomycota, Tremellomycetes, Tremellales, Cryptococcaceae. Bases 1 to 327 code for a protein of 108 amino acids. The transcript has 7 exons.
AUGGCCGAGGACAAAUCUUACGUUCUUCAAACCGCUGGUUUCGACGCUCGAUUCCCUAACCAGAACCAAACCAAACACUGCUGGGUGAGUCUUGAUCUUUGUCUUCCCUCUCAUCCUUCAGUCACAGGAGAUAUGUUCAUCUUAAAUGGGAGUGGUGUCGAUCAAAACUUUGUAGACUACCACAAAUGUGUUAACGCCAAAGGAGAAGAAUUCGCUCCUUGUCAACAAUUCAAGAAAGCCUACCGAGCACUUUGUCCUAACGAAUGGGUUGGUAAAUGGGAUGAACAAGUUGAAGCUGGUACUUUCCCAGCUUCUCUUAAACCUUAG